Megachile rotundata (alfalfa leafcutting bee) is the source of this 2887-nucleotide messenger RNA. Its product is annotated as aurora kinase C. Gene Ontology annotation, molecular function: protein kinase activity; ATP binding. NCBI's taxonomy places the organism in Eukaryota, Metazoa, Arthropoda, Insecta, Hymenoptera, Megachilidae. Gene Ontology annotation, biological process: protein phosphorylation. The record is from RefSeq and is a predicted model, not a curated record.
ACGAGCUUAAAAAUAAAUUUUAAUUUUCAUAAAAAAUCUAAAUUGUUUACAUUUAUUCUAAGAUUGUGCGUACAUGUACACGUAAUUAUUUCAACGUGUUUUGAAUAAUCUACUGGUUUCGAUUGUGGGAUAGGUGGCGGUGUACGUUGAAUUCAAAAUUUUUCUUUAGAGUUUUCUAUCUUGAAUAUAUACUCCGAUGCGAUGCGGUUGUUUACUAUUGGUGUACAAGAUCGGCGGACUUUUUUCACGCAUGCGUCGCGUAAGUGAUCUCAGCGAAGUAGGUGUACGAUUAAAAAGGUGUACCUUUAACGUAUAGUUCUAUAACAAAUUUUUACGAUUCAAAAGAGUACAUACAAUAUACAUGCGCGUAAAUAUUAAUAUUGAUCUACGAAAAAUUUUUAAAUCGUUCGAUUUGUUUUGAAUUUGUUCAUUCGCACUCGUAGUAUUACCGCGUUACGUUCGCUGGAUAAUAGAUACGCCGUUGCGAUCGGUCGCGCAUGCACAAAAUAAUACGGCUCGUUACGAAACAGUGUUUGCUGCAGCCAAUCAGAAGGAAACGAAUAAAUUCGUUAUUUUGAAAUUGGUGUUGGCACGAACGACAUUGUAGAAUUUGUAAAUAUAUAAUUUGUUUUCAAAGUAAGUCCGUUAUUUACUAAUAUCGAAGCUAAGUAAAUUAUACUGCUACAGAGGAAAAAUGUCUGCUUGCAUAGACUGAUUUUGAAUUGUGAAAAUCGAGUUUUAAGCCAUCUAGAUUUAAAGGGUUGCAUUUUGUUAUAUGCAGUUAUUAUUUAUAUUAUUUCAGCGAUGCUAAAGAACGAAAAAACUACUCUUCAAACACGAGUAACUGCACAAAUGGAAAAUAAUCUUAAACAGUUAAAAAUAUCAAAAGUCAAUCCUGCAUUAUCUGAAAAUGUAUUCAAAAUCAAGGAAAAUUUGAGUACCGUGAAAGAUGAUCAGUCUAAUACUUAUUUGACCGGUUGUACCAAAUACAAAGAAAAUAAGGAACAAAUAUCUACAGAACUAAUUAUGUCUGCAUCUUCUGAAACGGUAGAAUCUAAACAAAAUAAAAUUGAUGACGAAGGUGAUAAGGAAAAUGCUUGUACAAAGAAGAUAGACACUGACAAAAAUAACGAAAAAAAUAAAAAUCAAAAUGAUAAAAAAUGGGUAUUAACUGACUUUGAUAUUGGUCGUCCUUUAGGAAAAGGAAAAUUUGGAAAUGUUUAUUUAGCUAGAGAAAAAAAAUCAAAAUUUAUUAUCGCUAUGAAAGUAUUAUUUAAAGCACAGAUACAGAAAGCGGAUGUAGAACACCAAGUUAGAAGGGAAAUAGAAAUUCAAACGCAUUUAAGGCAUCCAAAUAUUUUAAAAAUGUACGGAUACUUUCACGACGAUAAAAGAAUAUAUUUAAUUUUGGAGUAUGCCCCAAAUGGCGAAUUAUUCAAAGAAUUAAAUGCCCAACCUGAGAAACGUUUCGACGAAGUCAGGACAGCAACGUAUAUAUCUCAAUUGGCGGAUGCUUUGAAAUAUUGUCACAGUAAAAAAGUGAUACAUCGUGAUAUUAAACCUGAAAAUUUGUUACUUGGAAUAAAGGGUGAAUUGAAAAUGGCAGAUUUUGGAUGGUCCGUUCAUGCACCUUCUUCCAGAAGAAAUACUCUGUGUGGUACUUUAGACUAUUUACCACCCGAAAUGGUGGCUGGAAAAACGCACGAUCACACGGUAGAUUUAUGGGGACUCGGUGUUCUAUGUUACGAAUGUCUGGUCGGUAGUCCUCCGUUCUUAGCUAAAACUUACGAAGAAACGUAUACGAAAAUUAAGAAAGCGAAAUACAAAUUUCCAGACUUUGUUAGCGAUGGUGCUAGAAAUCUAAUAUCUCAGUUACUAGUAGUUGAUCCAAACAAAAGGUUACCUUUAGAGGAUGUUCUGAAACAUCCCUGGAUUGUUCAAAAUCGAACAACGAAACCACAUGUACAGUGACAAAAUAAUUCAUUUAUAUCGUAAAGUAAAUGUUAUAUCAUCGAUUUUAUAAAGCAACGACGUUUCGUUAGAAUAAUAAACAUAUAAAAUAAAAAAAAGGGGGGCGGGGGGAAGAAGAAAAAGAAAAAUAGAAAAAAAAAUUAUAGUCGUUUUUUACAUCGUUCAUAUCAUCCUAUUAUAUAUAAAACAAUUUAGACUGGAUCUGGAUUUUAUGACUUGUAUUUUAUUAUACAGAUAAUUAUUGUUCAAUGGAUAUUAAGUUUUUUAAACGUAGCCUUAACGUGAUCGAAAGUUGAAAUUUAUUAUAUCGUAUAGUUAUUAUAAAGUCAAGUUUUCAUUUAUUUUUUACGACCUAACUUAUUUGAAUUAAUUUAAAAUAUGGACGGUGCAGGUGUUUCAUAGUUAUUUUACUAAUUAUCAAGGUUUGGAGCAGAAAUGUGUGCUGUAUUAGAAAAUUGUGUAUAUAUUAAGUAUUUUUUAAUGUUAAUAAAACAUUUAUAAAUGAUAAAUGAUGAAUUAUACAUUUGCGCGAUUAAAGACCUGCGUUAUAUAGUAAAUGUACGUGUAUAACUUAAUGUAAACGAAAUAACAGAAAAUUUUUAUAAACGGAUAAAAAGUAACUAUGCUAUAUUUGUUGGCAAGGAUUAAUAUCGAUAUACGAAUACAUCUAAUUCGCGUUAGAAAAAGAACUAUAGUUUUAUUAUAUGUAAUUUGCACAUGAAACUAGUGUGACUUGAUUAGGAAUUAUUUAAAUUACACGACGACAAUACAUUCAACGUAAAUUUUAUUUAACUUUAUAAAAAUGUUAUAAACAUAUAUCUCUAUGGAAAAGUUACUAAAACAAUUUUGAUAUUUCAGAUUAUUUAAUUGUUCAAAUAUAAGAAUCAACUGAAAUUUUAGCGUUUAGUUUUCGAAA